AUGCCUAAUAAGUUUCGUGAGUAUUUUUUUGAAAAAAAAACCCAAAAAACUGUUUUUUCAGCACUUUUUCAUCCGUUUUCCAGAAGACUUCAUAUAAUUUUACUAUGUAUGGUCGGAUUUCUGUGUACGACUUUCAUGCGAAUCCAUUUCGCACUAACCAUGACUUGUAUGGUGAAUUCGACAGCGUUGGCUGUCAGAAAUGAGGCAGCGGCGGCGGCGGGAAAUUCAAAUUUCUCACUUGUUGAGGAGAUCGAUUUAGUGACAAAUGGUCAGUGCGGAUCAGCUGAAGACACUGGUCAACAGAAAGUUGUAGUGGAUUAUGGGGGUGACCUAGUCUGGACCAGCUACGAGCAAAACCUAAUCUUCUCUGGAACAUUCUGGGGUUCUCUGAUUACCGUACUCCCCUCGAUGUUCUUCAUCGAGCGAUUUUCGCCACGUCAUGUUCUCCAGCUAGCUGUUGCUGCAUACAUCUUGGUUACAGUAAUCACCCCAUUCCUGGCCACACAUUUCGGAUAUUUUUCAGUCUUUUUGGCUAGAGUUGGGAUGGGAUUAGGCGAGGGCUUCAUCAUCCCUACCAACAAUGCAAUAAUCGGAAAUUGGUUUCCAAGUGCUGAAAAGAGUACAGCACUAUCGAUUUUUACACUUGGAAAUCAGAUUGCGUCGGCUGGUGGAAGUCCUGUGGUCGCUGCUCUUUGUGCAUCCGAUUUAGGGUGGCAGGCCACUUUUUAUUUUGCUGGUGGGCUCGAACCCGCGACCUCUAGAUUCAAAGGCAAAAGCGUAACCAUGUCUACCAACGCACCAACUGAAGAAAGGAUAAUUAUGAAGCGAAACAGGUGCUCACUGGAAGAAAUUAUGCGAGACGCUGAAGAAAAAGUGUAUAAAUGGCGAAAGGAUCAGUAUGAUCUCAAAGUUGACGGGAAAACAGAAUCGGGAAAUAACGAAACUUUCGGAAUUGAUUCAAUUGUUGCCUCGGGCAAUGAAGAAGAUGUAGGAGAGAGGAACAGUGACGAUGGAACUUUUUUGACUGACAGAAGUGAAUUGAACGAGAUUGAAGAAGGAGAGACACGAAACGCCUGGAGGUGUCAAAGUAAUCAAGAUUUGCAGAGAAUCUACUUUCUUGUUACCACUACCAGAAUCCUUGCCACUAUUUGGUCCAUUAUCUGGUUUUUUACUGCUUCGAGCCACCCAUCUAAAGUGAAAAUAAUGACUAAAAAAGAAAGAGAAUACCUAUUAGCUAAUACAAUGAAGAAAAUCAAUAAAUCAAAGAAGUCUCCAUCAGUCCCUUAUGCCAAAAUCCUAACGUCUCCAGCGUUUUUGGCGCAACUCCAGUGUCAAUUUUUUGUAAAUAUGGUCAUGACACUUUUUCAAAUUUAUCUUCCCGCCUAUUUCAAAGAGGUUCUGCAUCUUGGAGUUAUUGCUAAUGGAACAUUCACUUCUAUUCCCAACAUUUUUAAUAUGAUAUUCAAGAUUGUUUGGGGUAUUGGAAUUGAUAGAUUAAAGGAGAUGAAGAUUUUAAGUAACACUGCGGCGCUAGCUACGGUGGCGCCUUCACUCUAUUCCUUCUCGCUUUCUUCGUUGACUGCUCCAACCCAACUACUGCUCUUACUAUCCUAUGCUUUAUGUACUCUCAAUGGGGACAUUUGUCAGUGGAUUCUACACUUCAUUGCUCAGCUUAGCGCCACAGUAUACCGCAACAGUGUCUGCGAUUUCCAUGUUUUGUGCGAUGAUUGGGAGGUUAUCGACACCAGCGGUGGCGAGUUUGUUGAGGAAGGAGGUUUGUAG
Caenorhabditis briggsae is the source of this 1782-nucleotide messenger RNA. Gene Ontology annotation, molecular function: transmembrane transporter activity. The record is from RefSeq and is a predicted model, not a curated record. NCBI's taxonomy places the organism in Eukaryota, Metazoa, Nematoda, Chromadorea, Rhabditida, Rhabditidae. The transcript is spliced from 11 exons. The coding region runs from base 1 to 1782 and encodes 593 amino acids. Gene Ontology annotation, biological process: monoatomic anion transport; transmembrane transport.